This is a messenger RNA of Osmia bicornis bicornis, 11194 nucleotides long. RefSeq names its product ATP-dependent RNA helicase Ddx1 (gene Ddx1). The record is from RefSeq and is a predicted model, not a curated record. The transcript has 12 exons. Bases 109 to 2322 code for a protein of 737 amino acids. Gene Ontology annotation, molecular function: nucleic acid binding; protein binding; ATP binding. Lineage: Eukaryota; Metazoa; Arthropoda; Insecta; Hymenoptera; Megachilidae.
GUACCUAGUCCUUGGUGUUAAGUGGUGCUAAGAACGAAAACCGGUAAACAGUCUACGUUUUUUUUUUGUACAUUUAUUACAGAUAGAACAUUAAUUAGGAUUGUAAGGAUGGCGGCAUUCGAGGAAAUGGGUGUUCUACCCGAAAUUGCAAACGCAGUGGAUGAAAUGGAAUGGACAUUACCAACUGAUGUCCAAGCUGAAGCUAUUCCAUUAAUUUUGGGUGGUGGAGAUGUAUUGAUGGCUGCAGAGACUGGUAGUGGAAAAACUGGUGCUUUCUGUUUGCCAGUUAUACAAAUUGUAUGCGAAACUCUAAAGGAUAUAGAAUCUGGCAAAACAGCUAAAACAAGUUCUACAGGACAUCAUCAGCCUUCUACACAUUGGGCAUUGAGUUUAUUUGAUAGAGGAAGAGCUCUAGCUGUUACUCCAGAUGGCCUGAGAUGUCAGAGUCGUGAACAAAAGGAAUGGCAUGGUUGCAGAGCAAACAAAGGAGUACAUGGGAAAGAAAAAUUUUUCUAUGAAGCUAUAGUAACUGAUGAAGGUUUAUGCCGUGUAGGCUGGUCUACAGCUGAAGCCACAUUGGAUCUGGGAACAGACAAGUUUGGCUUUGGUUUUGGUGGUACUGGUAAAAUGUCAAAUGCGAAACGGUUUGACGAUUACGGAGAACCUUUUGGAAUGCAUGAUGUAAUUGGAUGUUACUUAGAUUUAUCAAAUGGGCAUAUUAGGUUUACAAAAAAUGGUAAAGAUCUUAAUGUAGCAUUCAACUUGAAUGCACAACAAAAGUCACAGACCUACUAUCCAGCUGUUGUAUUAAAAAAUGCUGAAAUGUCAUUUAAUUUUGGAGCACAACCAUUUAAAUAUCCACCAUCUGGUCAUUUAAAAGAUCACAUACCUCUUGCUUCAGUUCCUAAAGAAUGUGUUAGGGAAAAUCCUAAUAAUACUAGUCAAGGUCAAAGUAUAGAGGAUAGCAAACCAAAACCUAAUGCUCCUCAAGCUAUAAUUAUGGAACCAUCGCGGGAACUUGCUGAACAAACAUAUAAUCAGAUUCAAAAGUUUAAAAAAUAUCUAACAGAUCCUACCAUCAAAGAUUUGUUAGUUAUUGGAGGAGUAAGUGUAAAAGAACAGAUUUCUAAGCUAAAUUCAGGUGUGGACAUAGUGGUUGGAACACCAGGACGUUUAGAAGAUCUGAUACAAGGAGGCUAUUUGUCCCUAACACAUUGCAGAUUCUUUAUUUUGGACGAAGCUGAUGGUCUAUUGAAGCAAGGUUACACGGAAUUAAUCGAACGUUUGCAUAAACAAAUACCAAAAGUUACAUCAGAUGGAAAAAGACUGCAAAUGAUCGUGUGUUCGGCCACGUUGCAUUCUUUUGAAGUGAAAAAAAUGGCAGAUCGCCUGAUGCAUUUUCCAACAUGGGUAGAUUUAAAAGGUGAAGAUGCUGUACCCGAAACUGUGCAUCACGUUGUUGUAAUGUUAGAUCCGCAGAAAGAUAAAUCUUGGCAUAACUUAAGAAGACACAUAGAAACUGACGGUGUACAUCAACGAGAUAAUAUAAGACCAGGAAGUAACGAUCCUGAGACGCUAUCAGAAAGUGUGAAAAUACUAAAAGGCGAAUACUGUAUUCGUGCCAUCAAGAUGCACAACAUGGAUAGAGCUAUCAUCUUCUGUAGAACUAAAAUAGAUUGCGAUAAUUUGGAACGGUAUUUGAAGCAAGUUGGAGGAAAUCAAUUUUCGUGCGUAUGUUUACACGGUGAUCGAAAGCCUGCCGAACGGAAAGCUAAUUUAGAAAAGUUCAAGAAACAAGAAGUAAAGUUCUUGAUCUGUACCGAUGUUGCUGCUAGAGGUUUAGAUAUUACUGGGCUACCAUUCAUGAUUAAUAUGACUCUACCUGAUGAGAAAUCAAACUACGUGCAUCGUAUCGGUAGAGUUGGUAGAGCUGAACGAAUGGGUUUGGCUAUUUCAUUAGUUAGCAAAGUACCAGAAAAAGUGUGGUACCAUGGUGAGUGGUGUCCCAGCCGCGGAAGAAAUUGCAACAACACUAAUCUUACCGACAAGGGUGGUUGUUGUACCUGGUACAAUGAACCAAAUUAUUUAGCCGAAAUCGAGGAUCACCUAAAUAUCACAAUUCAACAAGUUGAACCGGAUAUGAAAGUUCCUAUGAACGAGUUCGACGGGAAAGUUAUAUACGGAGAAAGAAGAGCAAACAUGGGUUCGACUUAUCAAAAUCACGUUGAACAAAUGGCACCUUACGUGGCUGAGUUAUCUUCCUUGGAAUCAAGAGCACAACUUUUGCAUUUGGAAAGGCAUAUGGCUGCAGCAGCGAACUAAAAUUGCGUUAACUUAAUAUGAGAAAUCAAGAUCUACUAUCAUGCUUUGCAAAUUGAGUAUUCAAUUUUGUGUUUGAAUGUUAUUUCUAGUGUUCUAAUAAUUUUAAUACCCAGAAAUACAGUGUACUGUAAUUUUCAAAUGUAAUAUAUAAAUUUGUUACAUAUAAUAUAAAGUUUCAAUUCGCACGUAACAAGGAGUAUUUUUUACAAAUUAAUCAUUUAAAAAAAAGAAGAACAAAAGAAAUUGACUCGCGUAAAUACCAUUUCGUAUAUGUGUAUAUAAGACAUCCGGUAAGUGUUUAUUGUAUUUUUUAUAAUCUUCAUAAUUGUACCAUCGCUAUUUUAGUUACACAAAUGUAUAAUACAGUGACUUUGCAGUGUUUAGUUUUUGUUAACCUUCGCAAUAUCCUUUGUUUGUGUUUUGUGAUACGUGCGCACGAGGGGCACACGUACGAUCUCAGUUUUUUUUUUUUUUUUUUUCGAACAGUAUAAUUAUAUAUCAUUUAUACUCUUAAAAUUUACUAAAUGACUUCUGUUUAAUUACACAUAAUAAUUUUAUACACAUUUCUCGAAAUCAAUGGUAAACGACUAUAGUUACACAGUAUACAAAUCAUACUGUUUGCUUUUUUUGUAUUCGGGUACAGCAUACAUGUGUUCUCUCUCCCUUUCAAACAGUGUGCACGAUUGAUUCACGCGUUUAUGAAUGCAUUUCUUUUCACACUUUUAAGAUGGUUUUCAUUCCAUUGUCGCAGUUAAUACAAUAUAGAGUCAAACCAUUUACACGCUAAUUUAAUUGAUUAAUCAGCAUAGAUUCAUGAAAACAUUUCCUUUUUUCUCUCUCUCUCUUUCUCUCUCUUUUUAUAUUCAGACAAUCAUCACAGAAUGAGAAUGAAAUAUUUUUUUUUCCUGUUUCUUGUAAUCUAAAAACACAUUUAGUCGUUCACACCAUUCUCUCUCUCUUAAAAUGGCACGCUCGAUAACACACACUUCGAAAAGUUUCACUCGAUCGCUUUAACUCGGUUGAAUUAUAUUUAUAUAAUAUAUACAGAGUGCCUCAAAAAGAACGAACACCGUGGAAACUGGAAAUCUUUUAUGGCAAAUGAUAAAAAAUUCCUUUACCACUUUAUAAUUUGUGAUUUUAUUUCUAAGAUAUACGUAUUUAAAAAUUGAAUGAUGGCGCCAAUGUAUAUCUCAGGUUGUAGCUGAUCGUAGGGGAAAAUACAUUCACGCAAAAAAAUUAUAAUUAAUUACCUUGUUAAUUUAAUGCUUCAGUUUUAAUAUAAUUUUAGCAGUGACUGGACUAAAUUAAAUUUAAAGUACCCAUCACAAAUGACACCCGCACCUGUCGACGCGAUAAUACUGACGCUUUCAACACGUGACUGGGACCACGUGAUCAGCCGCCUAAAUUUAAACAGAGCGCGCCGGAAAUGAAGUAUCCAAUUUUAAAUCGCUUAUAUCUCUUAAAUAAAAUCGCUGAUUACAAAAUAGCAAAGGACUUUUCGAUCCCUUUUUUCAUCAAGAAUUUGUAGUUUGCACGAUGUACAUUUUUUCUGAGACAACCUGUAUAAUAUAUAUAUUCAUUUAUUUAUUUAUGUACUUAUAUGUAUAUCAGUUUAUCGUAUAUGCUACACGUCCACCCCACGAUUUUUACUUAAAUAGCUUGGACAACUAAACGACUCAGGUGAUCAAUACCCGUUCGCGUAUUUCAUAUAGUAACCAUUAAUAUAUUUUUUUUCGUUUGAUUGCAUUGUACGCAAUAAUGUGUAUAUGUAUGUAUGUGUGUCUGCGUUUGUUUUUUAAUUGUGCAGUUUUAUCAUGAACGCUUGAAAAGAAUAGAAAAGAAAAUAUCUCCCGCGUAAGAACACGCGGUGUGAUUCGAGAAAUCAUGGGGCGGACAACAUUCAAUUUUCAAUUUUUCCUAAAGAAUUUUUCUCCUUUUCUUAUUUAUUCAUUUACAUCACGUAUAGUUUCAUUUCUGUUUUUUUUUCUUCCACGCACUCGCUCGUAUGAUCAGCGCAAUAUCGAAUGUUACAAUUGUUCAACGAUCUCUUAUCUUUUCCAUUCGUUUAAGUCUUCGGCUAAACGUUACUUCUAACAAGAGAGACACGCAACAACGAAUUCAUUUAAGAAUUAAGGGAGAAAAACACGGGUGUAUCGAGAGAGGGAUGCUGAUGAUGGACUGGAGGGACAUUACUUAUCGACGAGCUGGUAACUCUUCUUUUCUCUCUCGCUUUUUUUUUUUUUUUUUUUUUUUUAAAGUUUCAUAUUCUCGUUCUCUAUUACGUGGAUACAUAUUUAUUCACGAACAAUUAAGUGAUCCUCUCGUCGUUCUUCCUUUCAUCGCUAGGAUCAACGAUACAACUUCGUCUAAUGCUUUUUCUUCCUUUGAAAAAUUCCAAUUAAAUGUUCGCCAGUUUCCACUUGGAAACCAUCAUUAAACGAACGCUCAUCAUUGUUUCCGUUUGCUCCUCAGAGAAGCUUUUUCCCGGAUCCUAGCGAACAAGAUCCGAAGACUAGAAAAAAAGAAACGUUCGAUUCCGGAUAACGGAUCGACGAUCGAUCACCGUACACAUAUAUUUUUCAUAGAAAUUACUUCGAAUAGAAUACGUGUGGCAAGAGCCCAUUGUUUGACUCCUCUUCUUUCCCUCUAUUUUUAUACUUAACGAAUAGGACAGUUUUGGCGCGCUCGAGGCACAAGUAGCUUCUUUCUCUUGUUCUUUCUUUAUUAUUUCAUCUAAUUCGACAGAAAAUAAAAACAACAACAAGUGGUCUUACAUUGAGGCAGUCGUUUGAUAGAACUAAAGAAGAGAUUAGUUACACAUCGUUGAAAUGAAUCGAAGCGUUUCGUCAACGUAAGAUCACUCUCGCUAUGUUCUAUGAGUUAAAGUAAUCUUGAUUUUUUUUUUUUUUUUUUUUUAUCAAUCACGAGGAACGAACGAAACACGGUUUGUAGAGAAGUUAUAUAGAAAGGCACGAUCCACAAUCGGGAACCAUGAUACACAACGGUUGUAGAUGUUAUCAGAUAGAAGACAAUGGAACAUUUAUGUCCUUCUUUUUUUUGGUACCUAUUCGUAAAUUCGAAAAGGCUAUUAAAGAUAAUUCAAUGCACCACAAAUGAUAUUAGGUUGUUGCAGAUGAAAUGUUUGAUUAGAACGUCCAUGGUUUGAUAUAAUUGACAACCAGCCAUUUUUGUAUUAAGAAUAUCAACGAAAGGUGAAACUUUAAGCUUCGAAUUGAUGUGGCAUAAGUGAUAUUUGACGAUAAUUUUCUGUCAUGAAAUUAUAUUUAUACUUUGCACGUUUGAUAUGCAACAACCUGCUACUAUGUUUCUUUGACAUUUUACCUACGGUAGGAUCGUACACGUUUACGCGAUCGUUUAAUUAGACGCUCGUUAAUCACGAACGCAACGUGUCUGUAUCUUUCGAGAGAGACAGACGAUAAUAAUGAUGUGACGUAAGUAAUUAAUUCUACUUUACCGCUAAGGAUGUUGCGUAGUGAAAAGCUGACAUAGAAAUGAUAAGCUUCGGUUAUUUGAAACAAAUGAACGUGCAUGAUUUCUUUUUUUUUAGUAAAAGACCACUUUCGUUUACACCCUCGAAUGUCGGAGCCGGGUGAAUUUUAUAGACCAAAUAAUUAAUAAACGACGCUUUUUUUUUCCUUUCUGGUCAUGGAAUUAAUUUCGCCAAGAAAUAAAAAUACGCACCUGAAUGUCUGCGUAUGCGUAUGAAAAACGCAUCGACAUUUAUUAGAACGUUAAUCGUUAUAUCGAUUGAUCUUGUUGACUUUGAUUCAUCGAUUGAAUAAUUUUAACUUUCAGAACGAUCGUUUCGCUCUCUGCGCAUAUGAUCAUUUAAAUAAAUUACAUCGAUCUAAAUUGCACAGAAUUUCUUCUCCCCGGAGAUAGCUUUUCGUUAACAAUGAUUACAGAAGUAAUCGCUGAUCACAAUAAUAAUGACAACAUUUAACCUGUUAACCGAGAAAAGGACGAGUUAAUACGUUCCUUUAUCGUGCGAAUUGUUCAAACUAGAUUCAAAAAUUAUAUCACAAACGCAAACUUGAGUGUUUAAUCAAUGAUCGAUGGCACCGGUGUAUAUGUUUGGAUCACGAUCAUCGACCCAGCACCGUCGUUCGUGGGUUAAUCGAAGUGACCCAUGGGAACGUAUUAACCCGUCGUUCGAGCGAAUAUACGCAAACAAAUUGUUGCAUCGUUACGCUUUAAUUACGAAGAAAAAUACGUAUGUUGCGUAGAAGAUAAAUCGGUUCUACUUUAUUCACUUCUUGUUACACAGUUGAGAAGGAGAAAUGACUCCUUUCCGAUUGAAAAAUGACUCGGUUAACAGGUUUAUAAUAACGACAAUAACGAUGAUGAGAAUGAUGAUGAUGAUGACAAGAUGACGAUAAUGACGACGACAAUAAUUAAUAAUAAUAUAACUACAUUAUCCGUUUCAAUAAAAUCUGACCGUGUAAAGACAAUUCAUUUCUUUUUCAUUAUCGAAUAACAGUGUAACGAUAAGACGAUCACAAUAAAUGACUCUGUAUCCUUAACAUAAACGCGAACGUUAUUUAUCUAAUAGCAGACGUUUCGUGGCUUAUCGUUCGGAUACGCGUAACGAAUCGAGAUUUCUUUUUUUAUAAUAAAUAUGUAUUCUUAUUAGCCAAUGUAUGGAUUAUCCGGUAAAUGAAUCGAUUUACUACGAAUAGUAAACACUGUUAUGUAUUUACUUGAUACUUUUGCUAAAAUCUUGAAUACAUUGAUUAAUAAUUCUAUACAUUUAUUAUUAAUUUCCAUUUUUUUCUAUAUCGUUCCUUACCGGUACCUCGAAUCGUCGUUUAGCGAUCUGAUUAAGAAGUCAAGAACACUGCCAGUUAAUUAGUAUCGGUAAUAAUCACCAGCAGUGUUUUACUUUUUCAUUACGACGAUUCAGAUCGCGUCCAGUCUACUUUGACUUUCGCUUCUUAAGGCAAUACUCUCUCGUUCAAUCUCCCAUGCACAGCAACGUGGCCCACAAAGAAUUUUUUGACUAAACGCAAUAAUUUCGACUUGGUGGACGACGCGCUCCAUUUCCAUUCGCAAUCGUAAUCGCAAAGAAACGAGGAGGAUCGUUCUCUUGUAAAUCACCAGCGGGGUCGUUCGAAUUCGAACGAAAAUAAAAACCAAGUUUCGUACGUUGCACGCGCACAGUAGCUAAAUGAUCGAGACGUUUAUCGAGGGAUCUUUAAAUGCAAACGUAUUCGCGAUCGACGAGAUCGAAAACGUAAACUGUUCGAUCUUACCGCGUAACGCGCGAUUCGUAUCAAUAAAUGUACACCCGGCGAGUGAUCGAUGUCUUCUCUUGGUAGGGAAAGGUGUAGAGAUUCCAUUCCUCUAUACCUGUUCCUUCCAAGAGAAGACAGAAAUUUUUGCCAUGUACACAUAAAUAGAAUAUUUAACUUCGUCAAUCUAUCGAUACGUCGUCAUUUGCCUUUUUAUGAUCACACGAAUCUGCCAUUGUAGUAUUUACAAAUAAUAAUUACUUGCACCGCUUUAGUUUUUACAUGUACAUAUUCACAUGCCUGGUACACAUUGUACGUACAAUAAAAAGAAAAAAACUUGUGCGAUCGGCGUAUGUAUACAAUAUGUAUAAUUAUAUAUAUGUAUAUAAUGUAUGUAUAUGUAUAAUCGGUAUAAUCGUGGCCACGUAAAAUGGUUAUUUUAAUUCGGUUAUCCGUUUCUUUCUUUCGAUCACGUACGCGCGCACGCACACACACACACAAAACACAGUCGAUUAUAAUUUACACUCACGAAUUUUCCCUUUACAUUCAACACAGGUAAUAAUAGCAAAUGUUUCAUUCUUAUCUUUCUCUUUCUUUCUUUCUUUCGUGUGUGUUAUUGCCACCGUCUGUUAGACUAACAGGGACAAUGAUUUCACGGGCAGCUAUUUUUCGCAUCAUUGCACAUUAUUGUACAUUGGCAAGCGUCGAAUGAUGCAUCGUGAUACAUAGAAAAUAAUAAUACAAUAGAUUAUGAUUCAUUGUUCACGAUUCGAGUCGUUUCGAGUGAAAAGUUCUGUACCAACUGCAUCAUUGUUCGCAUCAACAUCGUUUGCCAAUGCACUCGUAGCUUCAUCCUUCGUUAUCCUACGUUAUUCAACGCCACUCGAAAUUAGAACGAUCGCGUAUCUCUUUCAGAAGAAAAGAAACGCAACGAAACGAAGAAAGAAAAAUCAUGGUGAUAGUAGUAGCGGUAGUAUAAGAAUACUCGUAACAAUACUAGUUACACGAUACUCGUUCAUACGGCUUGCAGUACACACGAUUACGAUGAUUCGCGUCUGUUUGUGCUGGGGGGUAGUGAACAUUCAAAGUUUCACGGAAGUUUUGUUGAUCGACAUAUGUAACAAUAUUACUCUCACCGAAAACAUGCUCGCAUUUUUCUCUCGCAUUCCAUUGCACUCUCGCAAUAUCUGUAAUCGGUUUCACAGUAAAAAUAACACUUGGUAAAGUUUAUAAAUACCGUUUUACAAACUAUGGCUUGUCAAUUUAUGUAUAUUAGUACGACAGGUAUACAUAUAAUUAAUAUGUGUAUGUGUGUGUGGUAUGCAUACAACGGGCCCAUACAUUGAUAUCGGUUACACGAGAGUACAUUACGAUCGUGGAGGAGGAACAGGAGGAGGAGAGGUGUGGGCUCGUUAGCAUUUACGGAGUAAUCGUUAUGCAAUGUCCGGAAUUUCUAUCCUCAUCGUUUCAACAGUCACAUCUGUUUAAUUACGAUCAGACUGGAAACAUCAUUGAAACAAAUGAAAUAUAAAAUGACCGAUGCCAAGUGGAUAAAAUUUGUCGAGACGAUUGAGAAAGAGGCGCAGAUGGGAGAACUCUGUUUAUCCAAAGAAAAUUUUACCAAAUAUCUGGUUAACACAAAUCUUUGCCCAUUUAAAUAAAUAGAGUUCUACCAUAGCACCAUUGAUACACAGAUCUUUGAAGAAGCAUAUAAAAAGAAUCAAAUAUACAGACAAUGGUUUAGAUGUAUACUUCUGUUCUCCAUGUUGCGUUACAAAUAAAUAAUCUUUGUUAUAAAAAGGAGCGAACGUGAUCGAGUUUGGAACAAGACGAUAAUAAGGAUAGUAAGACCGGAUGCCCCAAUAUAUUUACGUCAUGUUACAUAAAACCUUCUCGGAUCGUGGCUUAAUUCGUAUUUCCUUAUUUUACUCGGUUUAAUUUCACGUUAAACUCUCGUUAUCUAUUAAUUAAAAGUAGACGUUACACAGAUCGGUAACUGGCACUCGAUCCAGCGGAUACGAGAUAGUUGCCUGCACCACUGACUCUCCUUACAGAUGUAUUUUCCUUUCUUUUCUUUUUUUCUUAAUCCCGUGUAUUAAAUUGUUUAUGAAUUUGUAAUGAGAAUUUAUAUUCAUGCACCAUAUGUUCGAAACAAUUCGCACAUGUGUAUAGAAACAUCUCGUCCGCUGGAUCUAGUAGUAUGAAACGAAAAGAAAAAAUGAAAAAAAAAAAAAAUACAGUUAAAAUUCGAGAAAAAUGAAUAGGAGACUUAUCAUAUACAGGGUGUCCAAAUAGUAAAGAUACAUGAGAUAAGAAAUUCGCAACAUCGCAUGGUUGGUUCAGGAUAUUAAUCCUAAAGGAGUACCGAUGACAACCGAUUACCGAAUGAUUCAGAUUUUUACAAGAUCGAUGACAAAGUCUUAGUCGUGAUAUUCCCGAGUAAUUCUUCGCAUCACGGUGAAUGAUCCGAGGAACAAAACUGAACCAAUGAAACCAUUGAAUAAAAUACAUCGGAGGUGGAGAAUCGCUUCUGAAAUCAACGACUAUCACUUUCUCAACAUCCUGUACACGUUAUCCGUAUUAUAAACGUUCGGGGACCAUGAAGCGUGCUCUACUCGAAAACGUGACCCAGGACUUUGCGUUAUGAGAGUCGAAUGAAUAAGCAACAUAUUAUAAUCUCUGGUAUGUUGUAACGUUACAUCAACGAUAGUUUGAUUGUAAAUGUCGGGGUCUAACCGCUAGUCAAAUAGAGUGUACGUGUAAAAUCAACACCUUUAUCCCUUUCUUUUUUUUCUUCAAACGUGGCACAACAUCCUUCUUUGCAGAUUGUUGUUUAGGAUUCAACAUGUAGAGACAGUAGCUACAACGAGAACAACGUGCCCUAAGUACACGAGAAUUAAAAGUAGUCUCAAUGGAAAUCAGUAGAAACGAUAUCGGGUGGAGGAAUCUCGAUAUUCGAUAGGAAACGUACAUAAAAAACAUGAAUCCGUGGACGGUCACCCUGUACAUAUUUGAUACAUAGUUAUACAAUUAAAACGCUCGUCGAAAUACUGUAAAAUCUCACAAAAUACUCUUCUUGUAAAAAGAUGCGGCUGAAAGACUCCUACGGAUCGGGCCAAUGCGAUUUAAACUGGAGAUUCGGAAGGUUGGGUAAAAUUAAUUUUCUUUUUUUUUUUUUCUGCAAGAAGAUCUCGUUUGACAAGGGGGUGAGACGGGGCGAGGAGAAAAAGAUAGAGAUUCGAGAAACGAGUAAAAGAAAACGUUAUCAACGAUAAGGACUUUUUAUCAGAGACAAUUACCUAAGUCUUAGGAAACGUUUCUUAAUACUAAAUCUGAACGAUACACAAUGAACGCGACGAGUGUGCCAGACGAAACUAAAGAGCCGUUUCCGCACGAUCGUCGUGGAUAUCCACUUGGUGAACACGUCGACGUCGCGUAACGAACGUUCAUACGCUCUGCUUAUCAACGAAUUGAUGCGUAAUUAGAAUAAAAAUUAACGAGGUAAUUAGUUUAAAAUUGCACGUGUUUCUAUUAGCAACGAACGUUGUAUUCCCACGUUCAGCACACUGUACGUCGAAACCUAAUUUAAAAAAAAAAAAAAAAAAAAAAAUCAAGGAGUC